GGAUGCUCUCGGCCUCUUCGCCCGCCGCCUUGGGUGCGAGCUGCGGGUCCCCGCGCCCAGAGCGCUCCACUCCUCGCGAGUCCCGCGCAUCCGCUCCCGCAGGGAGCAGCGCCCCCGAGCGCCCAAGACAGGCAGAAACGGCGCAGCCCUACCCCAGAGGUCGACUGAGGGGUCUCCCACAAGGUCACGCAGAGCGCCCUGAUCGCCCCGAGUGGGAGCGAGGAGCGGGAGGCUCUCCUACCCGCCUCCGUAGCGGAUGCGGACUCUCUUCCUCUGCGCUCCCCUCCCAGCCCUGCCUCCAGCUUUACGGAAGAUGUUGCUGAUGCAGCUUCCAGCCCCGGGCGGAUAAUCGGGUCUAGGCCCCACCAUGAGGCUCCAGCCCCUUGGGAGCCCCUGUGCUCCCCUGGCCCCGGGCUCACCGCGCUAGCCCCAGGCAGAGCAAGGGCAGGCGCGGGGCCAUGGCCAGCCACGUGGACCUGCUCACAGAGCUGCAGCUGCUGGAGAAGGUGCCUACGCUGGAGCGCCUGCGCGCAGCCCAGAAGCGCCGGGCUCAGCAGCUGAAGAAGUGGGCACAGUACGAGCAGGACCUGCUUCAUCGCAAGCGCAAGCAUGAGCGGAAGCGCAGCACGGGUGGACGUCGCAAGAAGGUGUCCUUCGAGGCCAGUGUAGCGUUGCUGGAAGCCUCACUGAGGAAUGACGCCGAAGAAGUACGCUACUUCCUGAAGAACAAGGUCAGCCCUGAUUUGUGCAACGAGGAUGGACUUACAGCCUUGCACCAGUGCUGUAUUGACAACUUUGAAGAGAUUGUCAAGCUGCUGCUGUCCCACGGUGCGAACGUGAAUGCCAAGGACAACGAGCUGUGGACACCCUUGCACGCGGCAGCCACCUGCGGCCACAUCAACCUGGUGAAGAUCCUCGUUCAGUAUGGGGCUGACUUGCUUGCUGUCAACUCUGAUGGAAACAUGCCAUAUGACCUCUGCGAGGAUGAACCCACCCUGGAUGUCAUCGAGACCUGCAUGGCGUACCAAGGCAUCACGCAGGAGAAAAUCAACGAGAUGCGAGCAGCCCCUGAGCAGAAGAUGAUUUCAGACAUCCACUGCAUGAUAGCAGCCGGCCAGGAUCUCGACUGGAUCGAUGGCCAGGGUGCCACACUGCUACACAUAGCUGGAGCCAAUGGAUAUCUGCGGGCAGCCGAGCUCCUCCUGGACCAUGGAGUGCGUGUGGAUGUGAAGGACUGGGAUGGCUGGGAGCCUCUGCAUGCAGCAGCCUUCUGGGGACAGAUGCCAAUGGCAGAGCUGCUGGUGUCCCAUGGAGCUAGUCUCAGUGCCAGGACAUCCAUGGAUGAGAUGCCAAUAGACCUGUGUGAGGAGGAGGAAUUCAAGGUCCUGCUGUUGGAGCUGAAACACAAGCAUGAUGUGAUCAUGAAGUCGCAGCUGAGGCACAAGUCAUCCCUGAGCCGGAGGACAUCCAGCGCGGGCAGCCGUGGGAAGGUGGUGCGUCGAGCCAGCCUGUCAGACAGAACCAACCUAUACCGGAAAGAAUAUGAGGGCGAGGCCAUCUUGUGGCAGCAGCGGAGCGCAGCUGAGGACCAGCGGACUUCCACCUACAAUGGAGACAUCAGGGAGACCAGGACAGACCAGGAGAACAAGGACCCGAACCCCAGGCUGGAGAAGCCCGUGCUGCUCUCAGAAUUCUCUACCAAGAUCUCACGGGGAGAACUGGAUGGGCCUGUGGAGAAUGGCCUCCGGGCUCCUGUCAGCACUUACCAGUAUGCGCUGGCCAAUGGGGACAUAUGGAAGAUGCACGAGAUGCCUGACUACAGCAUGGCCUACGGCAACCCUGGCGUGGCUGAUGUCCCCCCACCCUGGAGUGGCUUCAAGGAGCAGAGCCCCCAAACGCUCUUGGAGCUGAAGAGGCAGAGGGCCGCAGCCAAGCUGCUCAGUCACCCAUUCUUAAGCACCCACCUGGGCAGCAGCGUGGCCAGGUCGGGGGAGAGCAGCAGCGAAGGCAAGGCCCCCUUGAUUGGAGGCAGAACUUCCCCCUACAGCAGCAACGGGACCUCGGUGUAUUAUACAGUCACCAGCGGAGAUCCCCCGCUCUUGAAGUUCAAGGCCCCCAUGGAGGAGAUGGAGGAGAAAGUUCACGGCUGCUGCCGGAUCUCCUAGUGUCCGUGAACUGGAGGAGAGAGCUGCCUCGGAGAGGGGCCCCUGGAAUCCAAAGCCAGUCCAACAGCCCUGGCUGGCGAGGUGUCGGGGCAGCUGGGGAGAGGUGGGAUCUGCUUUCUAGAGGAAUGCUGACCUUACCUCAUGCCCAGCCGCCCAUCGCAUCUCCACUCCCUUCUGUGCUGCUUCCUUGCCUCACUCAAUGCCUGCACCUGAAGUGUAGCAGGCCGACUCACUCUGCAGUCUGAUUCAGGAAGGGUGGGCCUGGGAUCUCAGUUCUGUACUUGGUAAAGGCUUCUUAGGACCAGGAAUAUCAACUCCCUACACACACACACACACACACACACACACACACACACACACACACGCUCAAUUUAGUGUGUAAGAAUGUUACACCUGAGCUCUUGGGAAACAGAUGAGGCUAAGAACUCAUGGGCUAUCCCCAGAAGAAUGAAUGAGUUCAAGACAGUCUUGGCACCACUGCCAACUGGCUUCCACUGGGGAGAGGCCUGCUCAGCUGAGACCCACAGCUCUGAAGUCAUACCAGGCUGGGUCACUGUCACACCUAGCAAGAGACAGGAAGUCCUAUGGGUUCAGGGAAGCUGGGAAUCCAUAUGGAUCAGGUUAGUGGGCCCAGGCCUGCUCCCCACAGCCUUGCUGAGAGCUGUUCUCAUACAUAUGUCAAUAGGAAAGUGGAGAAGUGUUCAAAGGUCAAACGGGAAAGCCAGGCCAUCCAUGCUUCCGUGGGAGCACAGGAGUUGGGUUGGGUUCAGCACACUGGUAUUUUCCAAACUGCGUUUGGUAAAAGCCUUCUUUGAGGCUGUAAGAUUCCAGGUGGGAGGUUCCUGAAUUUGCCUUCUCCCAAGAUUGUGUCACACUUGGGUGUUAUUGUCUGGCAUUUGAGAAAUGAAUUUCAUCAGGAGCUUCCGUGGGGCUAGGGCUCCCAGGGAGAAGGUGAACGCGUUGCUGAGAACACCGUGGUUAACAUUGACAUAACAGCAUCCUAGCUGGUCUUUGUGGUUUUCGUGCUGUUUUGGGCCAGCCCAUCUCAGCCUGGCCUUCUCAGCCUGAGCCAUCCCAUCUUUCAGUUGAGGCUUGCACCCUGCCCUCCCACCUGACAGGAUUGAGUCCGCAGAGUGAAUGCUCAAGCCCAUGCCCCUUCAAGCUUUGCCUUUUCUGUAAUGUUGUGUAAGACAUGUUUGCCAAGUGUCACUUGUCGGCUCUUGCCAGGAGGUCUCAAAGCUCCCAGCCUGCUUCUUCUGGAGUGGUCAUGCCCAAAGCUGCAAACUGAGGUGCCCGCGGCCACCAUCCUGUGCUGCACUCAGGAGAGCAUGGCGUGGUUGGAGUUAGCUAUCAUCCCAGCUGUACAGCUUUGCUGCCCCUGUCUUCUUGAUGCUGGGGAAGGAAGCCCACACCACAUCACCACCAUGCUAUCCCACAAACCCGUUGAAAUUGUGCCCCGUACCUUGAGUGUGACACACUGGCUCUGCCAAAACCUUCUGGUGCAACUGGCAAGCUACGAGUUGGUUCAUUGCUCUGUGCUCUUUUUAUUUGUCCUCAAACUACCUCCUUAGAGCCCCGAGAGGGUCCCUAUGUCUUUCGGAUGUAUGGGACAGAUACUUCUUUACAGCCCCCUAUGCCAUACCCUUAGUAGUCAGGCUUGCCACUUGUUUGUCUCUGUCUCCACUGUGGCCUCAGGGCCUCAGUAGACUAGAAAUGAAUCAGGACCUGACUAGAUCUGCAAGAUGCUUUAUUAGAACCAGGAGUGUGGGCCAGAGAGCACCCUGGAGGCUGCUGGAUGCAGAAGGAGGUGCACAACACUAGGUCAUCUCCACUCCAGGACAGAUGGAAUCCGGCAUGGUGCAAUAUCAUAAGAGACUAAAGACAGUUUCUGGAAUCCCUGGGGCCUCAGCUAGGCUCUACAGAGCCCAUAGCUGAAAGAGGAGAUGAUCAAAACACACACCUGUGGCUUUAAACAUUUAGCUCUGAUAGACACUGAAAUGCCUCUGGAGAUGAUUUUAGCCACAAGGUGGGCAGUUGCCCAGGCAGCCAGCUAUAUACUCUUAGGAGUCAGCUGCCCAGGGUUUCUGAGCUCUGUGCUCAGGGGCCAGAGAAUGAAGGCAUUUAUUGCCAUCUCUGAGCCAUUCAGGCCAUCUCUUCACACCCAGCACUUCUUCCUGCCUCCUGGACCGUUCUUCUCUACCUGAGGGGUGGGAAACUCAGCUGCCUCCUGCAUGGGAGCUAGUCCCAGACGGUGUGGACUCAUGGGCUUUUGUUCAUGUUUUCCACUAGGGAUAAACAAAUGUUUCCUGUUCAGGCUCCAAGUCCCCAGGGCACUUUGUGACUCUUUGGAAUAUUGAGAGCCACAAUGAGGAACAGUCUCCAGCGCAUGAGCCAGGGCCACCCACCCAUUCACUCAUGUGAUCUAUUGAGGUGCCGAGACACACCCGAUGUGCUGUUAGUUUCAGCAGAUAAUGGACUAACCUGGCGGUGAAGACUUUGAUCUCUUGAGGACGGUGGGCAUCCCCGGACUCAUCCAUUAUUCUAAUCAGAGUGCCUCCAUGCCAGACCAGUGUCCCCACACUUUGCCGCACCUACAGUUCUUAAGAGUGUGAAUCUCUUUAUCUGGGACACAGCUUUCUGACCACUCCUAGAUAACAUUUGCUACUAAGUGCAGAGGCUAGAUCUCAGGUACCAGGCAGACACUAUACAGGUCCAUCUAGAUAGAGCCUUCAGAGGUAGCCUUCAGGCCAGCAUCCAUGGAGAACAAUACAACAGCAGUCUAAGGUCAGUGCCUGGAAGAACCAGAAGUCUGCAAUUUGCUGUCAAAUACAUCCCUAGCAUUUACAGUCCUCUCCUGCUUGUUUUUUUGCUCAUGAAUCAUACAGUCUUCUCCCCUACACCACCAAUGGGUGUUGGGAGGGAGAACAACUACUUCUCUUCAAAUUAAACAUUUCCAUGUGUGUCAGCCUCUCUCCCUGGAAGAUGUGGAUCCAAGGGCUAGGAGAAGCCUGGCAAGGUUGACCAGAUGGCUCAAUCCUACUGAAGACAUCUAUUUCCAAUCCAGGUGCCCUGCAGUUCCCUGUGAGCUGUGGUUCUUUGCACCCACCUAUGCUUCCCAAACUAUUAGAAAUUGGUAGCUAUCACCAGAUUGUGAAUUUCUGGCCAGUAGCUCAGGGAAUUGGAAUGAAUCCUAAACCCAGGUCUACUGAAGACUUUGGGGACAUAAUUCUUUAUCAAAUAUACAGCGUUAAUGAAGCGUCUCUGUACUAUUUGAUUAACUUGUAGACUUUUGAGAAGCUUGCCAGAGUGUGUCCCUCAGCCAGGUGUAGUGGCACACACCUUUAAUCCCAGCACAUAGGUGGCAGAGGCAAGUGGUUGUAUUUCUGAGUUCCAAGCCAGCCUGGUCUACAGAGUGGGUUCUAGGCUAGCCAGGGCUACUCAGAGAAACCUUGUCUCCAAAAAACCAAAUAAAAAAUAAAAUCAAAUAUGGCCUCUGGGUUGGGUUAACACAGUCUAGCUUUGUAACAAUGUGAGACUCGUGGUUCUUAGUGUUCUAUACCCUCUGGUUCUGGGCGUUGUCUCCCACCUGUCCUUCUAAAGCAGGAUAUUGGGAUAUUUUCCAGAGGGGCCAUCCUUACAUGAUGUUGGGACUGUCUGAACUGUCGCUAUUUGUAGCCUGGUAAUAUCCCCUUCUUCCCCAGGGCACAGAAAAGCCAAGGGUCAUAUGGCCAGGGCCAACAGCUCCACUAAAGUGACCCACCACUUUUCUAGAAAGCCUGAGACCUCUCCCUUGUUGACCAGAGGGCCUGCUUCUCAUGGGCACUUCAAAUGCCACUGUGCGGGGCCUGGCUCUGCAUACCUAGGAAAAGUCUGCAGAUACCCAGCCCUCCGCAAUAAUUCACCAGACCAGAAGCCACUGAUGUACAGAGAACACUUAAGAAAAAAAAUGUAUUUUAUGUGAAAAAAAAGUUAAAACUCUGUAUACUGUAUCAGCAGCUUUGUGUAAAAAAUGGCAAUCAAAAGAGUCUAAUAUAUUUAAAACUUUUUUUAAAAAAAUAUUCUCAUGGAUCUUUGAUAUCGUUCUGAAGCAGCUCCACGCCUCCAAGAUGGGGUCUGACCAUGUCACCAAGGGGCCUGUGCCUCUGGAGUUACUUCCAGCUGCCAAGGCCUGUGACGGAAUUCGUUGUUAUGGAUUUUUAAUUAAGAUUAUUAAAUUCCUUUUAAUAACA
Mus caroli (Ryukyu mouse) is the source of this 6394-nucleotide messenger RNA. It is a transcript of the gene Ppp1r16b, whose product is annotated as protein phosphatase 1 regulatory subunit 16B. The record is from RefSeq and is a predicted model, not a curated record. Gene Ontology annotation, cellular component: cytoplasm. Gene Ontology annotation, molecular function: protein binding; myosin phosphatase regulator activity; enzyme inhibitor activity. NCBI's taxonomy places the organism in Eukaryota, Metazoa, Chordata, Mammalia, Rodentia, Muridae. Gene Ontology annotation, biological process: establishment of endothelial barrier; regulation of sprouting angiogenesis.